This is a messenger RNA of Thecamonas trahens ATCC 50062, 3042 nucleotides long. RefSeq lists its product as uncharacterized. The transcript is spliced from 2 exons. Gene Ontology annotation, molecular function: protein-N-terminal amino-acid acetyltransferase activity. The coding region runs from base 1 to 2838 and encodes 945 amino acids. Lineage: Eukaryota; Apusomonadida; Apusomonadidae. Gene Ontology annotation, biological process: N-terminal peptidyl-methionine acetylation. Gene Ontology annotation, cellular component: NatB complex; cytoplasm. The record is from RefSeq and is a predicted model, not a curated record.
AUGUGCAUACUCUCGCGGCAGGAGGAGGCUUUGGUGUGUGCUCGGUCUGUGGCGCUCCGUGGGCCGACAGACCCGCAUCUGCUCGACUUGCUGAGGCAUACCUUCAAGGCCCUCGGCCAUACCGCUACUCUGGUCGCGCUCAACGCUCAUGCCUUUGCUGCUGAUCGCUCAUCUGUCAAGCUGGCUGAGAGCUUGCUCAAUGCUCAGAUUGUCCACGGUGCUUACUCGGACGCUGCUACUACUGCUAUGGCUCUCAAGAAGCUCGGGCUCAAGUCGGGCGCAACCGUCUCGACCGUCGCCCGCUGGAUCGAUGUGGCCACGGCUCGUGCGGCAGAGUCUCGUGGCCUGCCACCGCCCUCAACCUCGGCAACCAUCAACGCUCAGCUUGUCCCGCGUCUCCUUCCAGCUCUGGCCUUUGAUGAUGUUGAGACCGCGCUCUUUGCCGCCAAUGCCCUCUCUGACCUCGACCUCCAUGCCGAGGCUCUUGAUCUCCUCGCUCGGCCGGACGUGGCAGACCUUUUCAAGAUCACCGACGAGAUUGUGGCGCUGCAGGCUGCUGCUGCUUCCCGAGUCGGCUUUGUCUCGCUCGCAGCGGGCAUGUACGCCGCGCUACUCGAGGACUCGCGGGUCGACAACUGGGUCCACGUUGUUGGAUAUGUCGAGGCCGUCCUGGCCCUGGCUGCUGCUCCCGAUGCGAGCCUGCCCGAGGCUUCCCCUGCUGCCGCGCUACUCGAGCGCUAUGGCAGCCGCGCGCCGGCGAACCUCGCCGACGCGUACACUUUUGUCGCCCAGCUCGCCGAGUCGUGCCUGGCCGAGGGCGUGACUCGCCGCAACCCAUCGAUGAUGGAGCUUGAGCUGCUGCGGGCAGCAUUGAUCGCCGGGCGGGUUGAUGAGCUUGCAAGUGUCCUGGACGAGCCUGUGCCGGCCCGCAUCCUUGUUCUUAUUCUCCGCCACUUUGACGCUUUUGCCACCAAGCCGGUCUGCCUCGCAGACCUCUCGCGCUACAUCGGCAUGGUGGCCGAGCCCGAGGCAGUGGUCGACACGCUUGCUGCCUCUGGCAAGGCCUCGAUCGAGUCCGCUGCCGGCUUGCGGGCGACGUUUACGCUCGAGGCGCUGCGCCUUCGGCUCGGACUGGUCGACGGCGUCCAGCGGCUGGGCGUGUGGCUAGGCCACUACGCCGCCGGGCGCGCGCUGCCUGGUGUCAAGCGCGAGCGUGGCGAGCGGCUGCCGUCGGACGACUUUCUCCUUCUUGUGGCGCACGUCCUUGCGCAGCGUGGUGAGGAGCACGACGCCGCGCUGGCGGUUACUGUCCUUGCCAACGGGCUCGAGGCCUCGCCGGACAACUUUGAGCUCCGUGCGCAGCUCAUUGCGGCGCUGCUCCGCGCCGGCGUCGCCGGCCCGGUCUUUGAUCUCUACGACGAGCUCGAGCUGAAGCACAUGCAGCUCGAUACGCUCAGCCACAUGGUCUUUCCGGCUGCCGCUCGCAUGGGCCUCGACGAGCCUGCCGCUCAGCGCCUCUUUGCCAUCGUCUCGUUCCACAAGUCGAACGAGAUUGACACGCCUGAGCAGAUUGUCCGCGCCUUUAGCGACAAGGCCUUUUCGCGCGCGCCCGAGUUUGCCGCGUUCAAGGACAAGCUCGCGUCUUCGCACCAGCGCUCGGUGGCUGAAACCGAGCUUGCUCUCCUCCAGCUCGGCACAGCGCUGAGCUCGACAAGUGCGCUCCGCGACUUUUUCACCGAGCUUGUCAUCAACACCGACGAGCCGUACUACGCCGGUCUCCGCAAUACCCAUGACAUGGCUGCGCUCAUGCGGUUUGACUGCCUGGUUCUCGGUGGCGAGCCGGACGUUCUCCCGCAGGACGCCGAGUCAGCAAGCCUUGUCCGCACCUCGACUGCCAUCAUCAAGGCCCAGCGUGCCGGUCUGCAUCUUCUUCGUGCCGCGGUCUACGCCUUUGACGCACCGACCGAGCUGCCGGGCAUGUGUGCCCGUGCCGCCAAGGCGGCGCUCGCCUCGCUUGCCGGGCCGUCGGGUGGCAAGAAGAAGAAGGGUGGCAAGAAGAAGAAGGGUGGCAAGAAGAAGGCUGCCGCGCCACCCGUGCAGGCCGAGCCUGCGCUGGAGCUGCCGGAAGAGGGCGACGCGCCGAUGAUGCUCGGCGGCGCCGAGGCCCUCGAGGCAGCCAUGGCGGCCUACGCCGGCGCCCUUGAUGUCGUCAGUCCGCAGAGCAAGGCCGACGUCCGUGGCGUGAGCGAGAUCCUCAAUCUUGCUGGCCGUGCCACCCUAGCCAUGGUCACCGCCGUUCGCGCCGACGAGCUCACCGCUGAGCUUGCCGGCGACGCCGUGGCGGCGAUUGACAGCCUCCGUGCCGCUGUUGCGCAGUCCGAGUGGGCGCUCAAGCUUGCGCCGCAGGUGGAGGACUCGCCGCUCUGGCCGCUGACGGCUGGACCUGCCGUCUACGACUUUGUGCACUACACGUUGGGUGUGGUGGGAGUGCUCGGCUCGCUGUGGGCGACCAAGAUGCCGCGCAAGGUCGGCAGGCUCUCCGAGUCGGCGCAGGCAGGCUGGGCCGACAUCAAGGCUGCACUUGCGGCUCUGCGCGACGACGCUGCCGAUGCCGCCCAGGGCGUCGCCGCCGCCGUCGACUCUGUGCGCAACGCGCCGGACCUUACUGACGCGGACAUCCUCCCGGCAUCGGUCCGCACCGGCGCUGGGCUCGACUCGGAGCUCUUUCCGGGCGCCACCGCCACUGCGCUCUUUGCCGCCGGUCGCGCUAGCUUUGUUGACGCGAUGGCGACCGCAGUCGCCAGCCGCAUCCAAAGCCUCGCCUUUACUCUUGGUUGAGGAUCAGCGGGGCCAGGACGCCGCGAAUGGCCGAUGGCCGGCGGGCUCCCUGCCUCCGGUUGUGCGACGUCGGCGAGUCAAACGACGAGAUCAUCCACCCUUUUGUCGGCGAGAACUCGGUCGGCGACUCGGGAACGGGAACCUGCGGCCGCAGCAGCUUUUUGGCCGGCCUCGUCGUAGGCGGCGACUCGGGAACAAAGACCG